Messenger RNA from Engraulis encrasicolus (European anchovy), 2742 nucleotides. RefSeq names its product Rho guanine nucleotide exchange factor (GEF) 38 (gene arhgef38). The coding region runs from base 82 to 2469 and encodes 795 amino acids. The record is from RefSeq and is a predicted model, not a curated record. Gene Ontology annotation, cellular component: cytoplasm. The transcript has 14 exons. Gene Ontology annotation, molecular function: guanyl-nucleotide exchange factor activity; protein binding. NCBI's taxonomy places the organism in Eukaryota, Metazoa, Chordata, Actinopteri, Clupeiformes, Engraulidae. Gene Ontology annotation, biological process: intracellular signal transduction.
CAAACACAUACACUCUCUCUCUCUCUCUCCCUCCCCCUGGCCCAGCGAGAGAGACGACAGCAGGGGUACGAGGGAUUCAGGAUGGAUCCCAACGAGGCCGGUGGAAAUGAAAAAGAGAAAGAGGAGAAGAAGGAGAAAGACAAAACAGUUAAGAGGAGGAAAAGGCUGUUACUCAGGUACUUAGAGAGGAGGAAAACAGACACGAUAGUGGACGAUGACAGCUCCAAAGGUGAUAUUAACAUUGGAACGUUGGUCAGAAGGAGCCAGUCAGAUAAGACAGAGUACAGCGCCAGGCUAAAAGAGAAGAUGGCCCCACAUGACCUCUCCUCACCGGCGUCCCCUGCACUUGACCCCGAGGAGCUUCGGCAGAGGAAGAUGGCGAAGAGAGCCAAGGUCAUUGAGGAGUUGGUGAAAACUGAAAACGAUUAUUUCACCGACCUUGAUCUGUGCAUUAGAGAGGUGCUGCAACCUCUUCGCGUGGCUCAGGUGGUGGAUGUAGACCGCUUAUUCACCAACAUGGAGUCUGUGUGUGCCGUCUCAGCUGAGCUGCUGCACAGGCUUCAGGAAGCCACAGCAGAACCUGACCCUCUGGCCGUACUCACAGGGGAGGUUUUCAUCCAGGCCAAGGCUGUGUUAGAAGAAGUUUAUAAAAUAUACUGCUAUCAUCAUGAUGAUGCCAACACUUUACUGAAGUCCUACGAGAAGGAGAAGGAGAUUCAGCAGCACUUCCGGACAUGUAUAGGUUCACUCAAGCAAAUAUAUGCACAAGAGGGAAAAUCCAAUCUCCUGGACAUGGGUUCCCUUCUUAUUAAGCCGGUCCAGCGGAUCAUGAAAUAUCCGCUGCUGUUGGCUGAGCUCUGGCAGGCCACCCCUGAAGAUCAUCCAGACCACCAGCCAUUACAGGAGGCCCUCGCCUCCGCCAAGAUCAUCAACCUAAACAUCAAUGAAUUCAAGAGAAGGAAAGACAUUGUGAUGAAGUACAAAAGGAGUGAUGGGGAGGGCACAUUGAAAGGCAGGCUGAACAAGUUCAACAUCCACUCCAUCAGGAAGAAGUCAGAUCGGUUAACAGGCCACUUCAAGAUCCUCACCGGGGUGGAGCCACAGGUUCGAGAUGAACUGUUUGACAAAGAGGAGAAGAUGUUUCGCAGCCUGGAGAAAGCUGUGAGAUUGCUGGUUAAAAAUGUCCUGUACUAUUUGCAGCAAGCACAGGAAAUGGUAUCUGUGACUGCAGAGAAUGCACGUGAUCUUGAGAAAAUUCUGAUGGAUCCAGACAUAAUAGACACCAAUGGGUUUCACAGAACCAAGAAUGAUAACACCUCCACAGACCCUUACAAGCACUUUAUACAGAGAAUGGAGCGGCUGGUUUUGGCUCCUUUGUCCUCGCUGCAGAGCAUGUUUGCAGCCCCCCAGAAGCUCAUCCAGAAACGCUACGACAAGCUUCUUGACUACUGCAGCCGCUUAGAGAGCCGUUCUUCUCCUUCUUCCUCCUCCUCUUCUUCCCCUUCCUCCUUGUCCCCCUCGCCCUCUGAGGAGUCGUGUCAGGCUGGUCGUGACUACCAGGCCCUCAAUGCCCAGCUGGUAGAGGAGCUACAGAGGUUCAACCUGGCCACCCAAAGUAUCCUCAGCAACUGCCUUCUGUUUCUGGUGGCACUGCUGCAGCAGCUAACGGAGCUCACCAGGCAGCGAUGCUCUUCCAUCCACCAGCUCCCGGCACCAUUGUCAAAUAUCAGUGAAGUCCAGAACAGUAUCAUGGAGGAGCUUGCUAACUUAACUUUCGUCAAAGACAACGCACAACGCCUGAUGGAGCGUAAAGUCAGCUUUGAGAAACGUGAAAAGAAAAUUGUGGCCCCAGAGAUCCAGCGUCAGGAGGAAGGACAAAGGGCUCGGCUGCUGCAGGACUACCCGGCUGAGAAGCUGUACCAGCUGAAGCGCAACUGCAAUGCGUGCCAGGAGAUGGAUGUCAGUCUGCUGGAAGGGGAGGUGGUAGCCCUGCUGGAGGACCAUGAUCCGUUGGGGAGCAGCAGCCGCUGGCUUGUAGACACAGGGGGUACGCAGGGCUAUGUGUACUCUUCCUUCCUGAAAGUCUACAACCCCCAGCGGGAGCAGGCAAGGGCACAGGCUGAGCAGGCCGAGGACUUUGACAACCUGAGCCUGUUUGUGUCCGGGAGCAGCAACACCAGCCUUCGCAGUUUCAACCUCCAUGUUUCUGACAGCAGCUCUACCCUCUCUGGCCUCCAGGUGGAGCCAGAGGGCCCAGAGGACACGGACACUAGUGAUGACCAGCAGUUUUAUGCAGUGUAUGCUUUCCAAGCACGCAGUGACCAGGAGCUCACCCUUCAGGAGUCCCAGCAUGUCCGCAUCCUCAAGUUCAGCGACCUGGGAGGCAACAAGGAUUGGUGGCUUGCUGAGGUCAACGGCCAAAAGGGUUAUGUUCCAGCCAACUACCUCGGAAAAAUGUCAUACGCUUAGAGGAAACUGAACAUUAAUUUAAAACUCGGUCAAUAUGAAGUGAUAAAAAUGGUCAGACUGCAGAUCCAUUUUGAUAUGAAGUCUUGCACUAUGACUUACCCUUUGUGCUUAGCACUUUCCACACAGAUACAGUGUUGAAAUCAACGAUGUCACCAACUGACUCAUUGUGAGAAAAAUGUAAUAUGAAGAUACUGAAUAUUUUAUAGAAGAUAUAUUAUUAACCCAUCUAUAUUCUGUGGAGAUACUUUUUAUGGUUCUACAUUUCACUCUGAA